AUGGAACGGGAGUAUAGAUAUUUUCAACAAAGAGUGAACGCCGCGGGAAAGUUAGGUUUUACCGCACUUCAAAAGUGUACAGCCGCAAUUGGACAACUAGCGUACGACGUGGCGAGUGAUUUACUAGACGAGUAUUUGCAAAUGGCGGAGAGGACCUCACGAGAGGCGCUUGGCCAUUUUUGUAGUGGUGUUAUAAGAUUGUAUGAACGUACAUACCUACGUAGAUCAACAUGGACCGAUCUUCAGCAUAUAUAUAUGAUGUGCAUGAAAGAGUUCAUGGAGAUGUGUCUCACGGCCUGGCGAGGCACCCAUACACGCAGUGACAUAGGUAGACCCUCGAUGAUUCUUCAAGCGGUUGCAUCGUAUGAUCUAUGGAUUUGGAAUGCUUUCUUUAGGCCACAGGGGUCUCAUAAUGACAUCAACGUAUUCAAGUCAUCUCAUGUGCUUGAAGAUCUUAUAUCCGGUUUGACGCCCUCAGCUUCCUUUUAUGCAAACGGUAACUUCUAUGAGAGAGGGUACUACCUAGGCGACGGGAUAUACCCCGAGUAUGCUACAUUCGUCAAGACUUUUACCGAUCCAGUUAACGAGAAGAUAAAGCUUUUUAAGAAAAAGUAA
Messenger RNA from Erigeron canadensis, 615 nucleotides. RefSeq lists its product as uncharacterized. The record is from RefSeq and is a predicted model, not a curated record. Lineage: Eukaryota; Viridiplantae; Streptophyta; Magnoliopsida; Asterales; Asteraceae. The coding region runs from base 1 to 615 and encodes 204 amino acids. The transcript has 4 exons.